AUCAACCUCAGAUACAACGGCACCAACAACAAGAAUUAAAUGUUGUUCCAAUACCAACUUUCUCAAGUGAGAAUCAAGAUCCCAUUGAGUGGCUUGAGGUCAUCAAGCGUAUCUUCGAGGCUAAUGAUAUACAAGGUGUAAGAAGUUUAGCCGUCGUUGGUGGAAACUUAAAAAGGAUGGUCGCAAUUUGGUGGGAUGGGAGACGAAUGCCCAACCACAAGUCAAUAAUUGGAUAA
Racocetra persica is the source of this 236-nucleotide messenger RNA. The record is from the annotation of a GenBank genome assembly. NCBI's taxonomy places the organism in Eukaryota, Fungi, Glomeromycota, Glomeromycetes, Diversisporales, Gigasporaceae.